Capsicum annuum is the source of this 2260-nucleotide messenger RNA. RefSeq lists its product as uncharacterized. The coding region runs from base 502 to 2079 and encodes 525 amino acids. The record is from RefSeq and is a predicted model, not a curated record. Lineage: Eukaryota; Viridiplantae; Streptophyta; Magnoliopsida; Solanales; Solanaceae. The transcript has 6 exons.
AAAUUAGCAAUUUUUAUUUUAUUUCUAAAUAAAUGAAAUUUUAAAUAAUUAAAUAUUUUUCCAAACUUCACGAUCCUUUGAAUAAAGAACCAUUUUCAUAAUCAAAAUCUAUUGAGAUAUAUUCAAACUAAAAAUAUUGCUUAUUUAGUGACGAAAUGAGUAUACUAGUGGUGGCUUAUUAUCAUUUAUGGUUAGUGUUACUUUAAUUUAACUUAAUUCAGUGUUUAUUUAUAAAUAAAUAAAUACAUGGAAACAUGAAUAAAUGAAUAUAGCUUUUGAGGAUUCUUUGUUUGUCCAAUAAAUAGACCCAUAUGAAUAAAAUAUUACUCUACUUUAAUAACACCAUUAAAUAUAUUUACUAAUUAAGAAAACAUAUCAUCAUAUAAUAUAAAUUGGGAUAGGGAGCUUCAUUAUUAAGGUAGCAGUAGUAAAAAACAAACAUUGUUUUCUCUUCUUGAUGAUAUACAGCUAUUAGAUAUUUUAAUUUGGGUGUAUUCAAGUAUGGUACAAUUGAUGAGGACGGACAUGGAAGAGGCGACGGACUUUCAGUGGCUGAAGGGGAAGUCGACGGCAGCGGUGAAACUGGAAUUCGAAGAUGAUUUAGAUGAAGCACAUGGCCCCCUCAACAAGCGAUCCAAACUUUCUACUUCUCAACAACAAGUGGUUGUAGGAGAUGAUGGUUUUCCAGUUGCACCUUCGCAGUACAACCCGCUGGAUGAGCCCAGUCCAUUAGGUUUAAGGCUAAGGAAGAGCCCAUCGCUGUUGGAUUUGAUCCAGAUGAAGCUUUCUCAGGGUAACAGCCCCAAGGGGGGAAAUCAGGGGAAGAAGGGGAACUCUGGAACUAUUGAAAAGCUCAAAGCCUCGAACUUUCCUGCCACAGUUCUGAGAAUUGGGAGCUGGGAGUAUAAGUCGAGAUAUGAAGGAGAUCUGGUGGCAAAAUGUUACUUUGCGAAGCAUAAACUUGUUUGGGAAGUACUUGACGGUGGUCUCAAGAAUAAGAUAGAAAUCCAGUGGUCAGACAUUAUGGGUUUGAAGGCAAGUUACCCUGAUGAUGGACGUGGAACUUUAGAUGUUGUGCUAUCAAGACAGCCUCUUUUCUUCAGGGAGACGAAUCCACAACCUAGGAAGCACACACUUUGGCAAGCUACAUCUGAUUUUACUAGUGGACAGGCCAGCAUACACAAGCGACAUUACUUGCAGUGUGCACAAGGCUUGCUAGGAAAGCACUUUGAAAAGCUCGUUCAGUGUGAUCCACGUCUUAAAUUCCUGAGUCAACAACCAGAAAUUACGCUAGAUUCUCCACAUUUUGAAUCCAAAAUUUCAGUAUUUGAAAGCCCAAAUGUGUCUGACUCAGAAUUUAAUCUGAAUAAUGAGAGAAGUACCACCUUCCUCAACUUGCAUGGUGCCGCUUCACCUUUAGGAGCCCUUAGUUCUUCAAAUGGGGAGCAAGAUUUUGCAAGUAGACGAUUGGAAAACAUUCAUCCAGAAACACCUUCUCCAAUCUCAGUGAUGGAUACGAGGGCAAUUCAAGAUGUCAGUAGAGAUAUGCAGCAAUUGAAAGGCCUCGGUAACCUAGAUCAGCUCCGAGUGCCUGGUCUUCUUCCUUCCAUGUCGAUGAAAGAUUUGGUGAGCCACUUUGAACAGCGUUUUUCUGAGCAGGGAACGUCUGCAGGUGUAAGCCUGUCCAGUGAUGAACGGCAAAGCUUGGAGAUUCUGGAAGAGAUUUCGAGGUGCUUGUUUAGCGACACUCAAAAUAUUCCAGCAUCAGAUGAGAAAUCUCUCAUGACAAGGGUCAAUUCUCUGUGCUGUCUUCUUCAGAAGGAUCCUGCAACAGCUCAUAAGAGUGAGAAUUAUGGUGAUGUUGCAGCUGGAGGUAAGAGAACUGAUGAAUUGAUCAGUUUCUUCCCACCAGCAACAAGUGGAAAGAAGGUUGAGGAUCCUUCUAGAGCAGAUGUUAAAUCAAAUGAUCCAGCUCCGUCCAUGUCAAGAAGAGACUCGGUAGGGGAGCUGUUGGUGAAUCUGCCAAGAAUUGCAUCUUUGCCUCAGUUUUUGUACAAUAUCUAUGAAGAUUCUAGAUAGGAACUGCUUAGUUUGCCAUUGUCCAGUAAAGGAUGGUGAAGUUGCUCUUGUUCUUGUAUAUAGCAGGCAUAGCGUCUUGCAAGACACUGCUUAGCUACAGUGUCCAGUUUAGGAUUUGGUUGUAAUCAAAGCCUUCUAGAUUUGUCGGUAGUAUAUAUAUAUAUAGUCAUCUUCUAUUUUA